Xyrauchen texanus (razorback sucker) is the source of this 483-nucleotide messenger RNA. RefSeq names its product EF-hand calcium-binding domain-containing protein 9-like. Gene Ontology annotation, cellular component: sperm principal piece; cytoplasm. Bases 1 to 483 code for a protein of 160 amino acids. Gene Ontology annotation, molecular function: calcium ion sensor activity. The record is from RefSeq and is a predicted model, not a curated record. The transcript has 3 exons. Gene Ontology annotation, biological process: flagellated sperm motility. Lineage: Eukaryota; Metazoa; Chordata; Actinopteri; Cypriniformes; Catostomidae.
AUGAAGUUAAAAGAAGGAGUAUUCUUCCAUUAUUUGGAUUUUGACAGGUCUUAUUGCCUUCUGUCACUGAGAAACACUAAAAUAGUACAUGAAUAUUUCUGUCUUUUGGAUGUUCAUAACACAAACACUUUGAACGACAUUCAGUUCUAUCACUUCAUGAGGCAUGUGACAGACCUGGGGAAGAAAGACAUAAUGCUGACCUUUGACAUGCUGGAUUCUGAUGCCAAUGGAGAAAUUGACUUUGAGGAGUUUUAUAUGCUUGUCUGCAUUCUGCUCAGUAGUGAACACCAUGUGGAAGAGAACUUCAUUUGUUGCUAUUCCGACCCUGUCUUUAAUCUGCUGGACAUGGAUGGGAGCACAUCCAUCAACUCAGCAGAGUUUCAGUCUGCUGGAUUCCUUUUUAACCUGGAGCGGUCUGCACUCGAAAAGAUCUUUCACGAAUUUGACGUCACUGGGGACGAGGUACAGAUGUCAUAUAACUAA